UCCAAAAAAAUCUCAGUUACCAAGUGGACCAGUAGAAAUAACCUUGGAUGCCCCUGUUAUCUACAGGAAAAAAAAAAAGAAAGGGGAGUUUGACCUACAAGCUUACUUCAGGCGUCAGAUAAAUAAAUUUAAACGAGAAGUUGCUAUGGAUAUUCACAAGGUGCAUUUAUUAUUUUUAUUGGCAAGGUGCCAAUAUUUGAACAAUCUGUGCAUGGAGGAGACUGUACAAGCACAAGUGUUUUCUAUCACCUUGGUAACAAAAGAAUUGAAAUUACCCCCCACAAAGUCAUGUACAGAGAGUCAUGUUACACGGGUAUUAUCCUGGAUCCAAGAAAAGCAGCAUUAUUUGAGUGAUAUAAUGGCAGAAAGUUUUAGUAAAGUUUCUACACAGUUGAAGAUUACGCUGAUUUGUGUGGCUUUACUGCGUCAAGUUGGUUUUCUGACAAGAUUUGUGACAUCACUUCAGCCUGUACCGUUUAAAGAAUCAGGAAGUAAGUCAAGUUCUUCAAAGAAAGGAAAAUCGCCAAAAUCUUCGAAAGGGAAGGAAAAAGGUACAACUGAAAGUAAAAGAUCUACCUCAAAAUCUGUGAACAGUAAAUCAGGGAAGAAAAACAUCUCAAUUAAAUCUGAACAAUCUGUCAAAACUGAACAAAUCAAAACAGAGAAAAUGGAAAUAGAUGAAGAUGUAAGUAAUAAUAGAAAAGGACCUAAAGGAGGAAAACUAGUAAAAAGGAGAAGUUCUGACAGAAAAUGUUCCAAGGUCUCAAAAAAUGCUUAUAAAGAAGAUGCCAGCUGUGAUGAUGAAAAGUUAAGUGAUGAUAAUGAUGAUGAUUAUGUUCCAAAUGAUGUCAACACUGAUGAUGAUCAGGAAAUGAAGCAUAAAAGAAAAAGAAGUAAAAUUAAGAAAGAAACAAAAAUAUCUUCAGAUGAGAAUGAUUCAGUAAAAGAGGAAAACUUGUCAGAUGAUGAUUUUGAAGAGGACAGUAUUUUGAUUAGAACCCAGCAGUUGAAGAAAGAGACAUCAAAAUCCAAAAAUAGGAAGGCAUUAUCUAGUGAUUCGGACCCAGACAACAUUGGUGUUGAUAAUUGGACAGAAGUUUAUAUUGAGAGAGAAAAGAAAUGGUUAUGUGUAGACUGUGUCAAGUUACAAGUUAUGAAACCAUAUGAAAUAGAAAAUAAAGCUACACAACCAGUCAGCUAUGUGGUAGGAAUCACACAAGAGGGUUAUAUACGAGAUGUAACAGCAAGGUAUGCUAGCCAGUGGUUAACAGAGACAAGGAAACAUCGUGUAGACAACGAGUGGUGGGACGAGACAUUACAGCCGUAUAAAUGUCCCGACAAGACAAGAGACCAGCAGGAGGAUCACGAACUGAGCUCUCAACUUCAGCAGCGCCCUCUACCUACAUCUAUCGGAGCAUUUAAAAGUCAUCCAUUAUAUGUUUUGAAGAGACAUCUUUUAAAGUUUGAAGCUUUGUACCCGGACACUGCGAUACCUGUAGGAUAUAUACGAGGCGAACCAGUUUAUGCUAGAGAAUGUGUUCAUACUCUUCAUUCCAGAGAAAAUUGGUUAAAGGAAGGCAGGGCAGUUAGGGUUGGAGAAGAACCGUACAAGUUUGUGAAAUCAAGACCAAAAUGGAAUCGGCCGAAAGAAGAUCCUGAGGCAAAAGAUUUAGAGUUGUUUGGCCUGUGGCAGACAGAGCUGUAUAUACCACCACCUGCUAUUGAUGGUAAAGUACCAAGAAAUGCUCAUGGUAAUGUAGAAAUGUUUCUACCUUCAAUGUUACCUGCAGGGACGGUCCAUUUAAAAGUUCCAGCUUUAAACAAGGUGGCUAAGAAGUUAGAUAUAGACUGUGCACCAGCUAUGGUCGGCUGGGAUCAUCAUUGUGGUUUCUCACAUCCACUAAUGGAUGGUUGGAUAGUAUGUGAGGAAUAUAAAGACAUUCUAUUAGCUGCCUGGGAUGAAGAACAAGAAAUUAUUAGAGAAAAAGAACAACAAAAACGAGAGAAGAGAGUUUAUGACAACUGGAGGAAACUAAUCAGGGGAAUGAUGAUAAAAGAAAGGUUAAAGAAACGAUUUGAUCUGGAGGAGAAACCAGUAGAGGAUGGUAAUAAACCUGAUGAUAUAGUAAAACCUGACAAUAAACAACAACCAGCAGGUACAACAAAUAAAGUUGUAGAGAAAGCAACAGACAAGAAACAUGCCUGGCCUCAAAAUAGAAUGGUGAACAAACAACAACAUGUAUGUGCUGUAGAGGAACUCUGAUCACCAUGACUGUGCCAGUUACAAUCAUAAAUAGUCACUAUUUUUCUUUGUGACACAGGAAGAUUACUUUCAUUUGCAUGAAAAAAUUUACAUAAAUAUCAACUUUUUUUAUACAAAACAACUAAAUUUCCAGUUCAGGAAUUUUAUUAAAGUCUUCCUUAAUUAAUGAUUGUUAAGUUAGUGUAAUGUGUAAAUGUCAACCAUGUAAGUUUUACUUUGAUGUUUUCAUAGAGAAACAUAAAGUCACUGUUAUAAACAUUUGUACAUGUAUUAUAACAGUUACUUGUAAAUAAAAUAUUGAAGCUAUAUAAAGAUAGGCACCCAUACAUUUAGGUGCAAAAGUAAUAAACAAUUCUAACACGACUUGCAUUUUUUCCUAUUGGGCAUAAAAUUGAAAGUGUGUUAUUAUGCAAGAAAAUCUCUGUUGGCGUUCUAUAUUAAGAUAUGUGAAGUAAUCAUUUUAUGUUCGAUGUAACCACUAAAAAUGCGACCCCCUGAAAAUAAGUACGGAAACAAAUCAGGCGCAAUUUAACGUAGCAGUUGUGUAAGAAUCAAAAUAAUAUAUCCAAAUAGGUGAUUUUAUUGCUUGAUAAAAUCAAUGUUUGUUGAGAUGUGCAUCAUUAUAUCACUCGGGCUACGCCCUCAUGAUAUAAUUCCUCGCAUCCAAAUAAAGUUGUUUUUUUUUAGUGAAAAUCACUGAUUUGGAUAUAUCAUUUCUUAAAUAUAAGCAGGGCAUAGUCUAGUAUAAUCUAUUUCUCAAAUACAGUGUAAUUAAAAUGACUGGCCAAGUUAAUUUUAUAGAGAAAUAUUUUUUGUUAUGGGUAAUAAUCUCAAAUAUUGUUCACUAUAC
Ruditapes philippinarum (Manila clam) is the source of this 3113-nucleotide messenger RNA. Its product is annotated as DNA repair protein complementing XP-C cells-like. The record is from RefSeq and is a predicted model, not a curated record. NCBI's taxonomy places the organism in Eukaryota, Metazoa, Mollusca, Bivalvia, Venerida, Veneridae. Gene Ontology annotation, cellular component: nucleotide-excision repair factor 2 complex; cytoplasm; XPC complex. Gene Ontology annotation, molecular function: single-stranded DNA binding; damaged DNA binding. Gene Ontology annotation, biological process: mismatch repair; nucleotide-excision repair.